Messenger RNA from Ceutorhynchus assimilis (cabbage seed weevil), 10963 nucleotides. The record is from the annotation of a GenBank genome assembly. NCBI's taxonomy places the organism in Eukaryota, Metazoa, Arthropoda, Insecta, Coleoptera, Curculionidae.
CUGACGAUUGUUAAUUUUAUUUAUUUUUUUUGCAGCUAGUGAACAAUGCCUUCCAUCUGAAUUCAAUUGCGGCGAUGGUCAGUGCAUACCUGGAUACUUGAGAUGUACCGGCACUCCAGAAUGUAGCAACAGAGCAGACGAAGCAAAUUGCACUGGAGGAGCACCGGGACCCUCUGGCGAAUACUUUAGGUGUGAAUCCGGAGAGCUCAUCCCCAAGAGCAAACUCUGUGAUCGAGAAUAUGACUGUUCUGAUCAGAGUGACGAGAGAAAAUGUCCUUGUUUGGAUACCGACUUCUAUUGCGACAACGGAUUUUGCAUUCCACAUCGGCAACGUUGCGAUGGCACGCGACAGUGUCAGGAUUCUUCCGACGAAAGAGAUUGCGAAACACUCGAACGAUGCGAACACUACCAAUGGCAGUGCAGGAACGGUCAGUGCAUCGACCAAAUCGACCGGUGCGAUCGCAAAAUCGAUUGCGCAGACGGCACGGACGAAGUCAAUUGCACUUUUUGCACCCCCGAUAGUUUUAGAUGUCACAACGGCGCAUGCGUGCCGCUCAGUCUACGAUGCGACGGUGCCGGCGACUGUCCGAAUUCCGAGGAUGAAGAGCACUGCGACUCUCAAAUACCAACGACAACUGAACACCCCAUCUAUCAGGAAUGUCUAGCCAAUCAAAUACGUUGUCGCGAUCAAUCGUGCGUCUACGGUAGUCGUUGCGAUCGCAGACGCGAUUGUCCGGAUAGUUCCGAUGAAGAAGGCUGUCAGACUUGUCAGCCUGAUCAGUUGCAAUGCCGUAACGGCGGCUGCGUCGACUCGAGACUUUGGUGCGACGGACUCGCAGAUUGUUCCGAUGGAACUGAUGAGGAAAACUGCGGUUGCCGAGACGACGAAUUAGAUUGCGGCGAUAGAGUUUGCGUAGAAAUCAAUAGGAGAUGCGACGGGCAACAAGACUGUCCGAAUGGUAGAGAUGAAGAGGCAUGCCCUGACGAUGCAGGUUCCCAUAACAGAACACAACCAUGUUCGGUGGAUCAAUUUGACUGUGGUAAUGGACAAUGUAUUGAAUUACAAUUUAGAUGCGAUCGAUACUCUGACUGUCACAAUAACGCUGACGAAAACAAUUGCGCCUGUGCUCAAUACGAACAUCAUUGCACAGACGGCACUUGUAUUCCACAAUCUGCGCUCUGCAAUUCGGUGCACGAUUGCAUAGACGGUUCAGACGAGCUAAACUGCACCACGCCCACCUGUCUUGGCAACGAGUUCAGGUGCGAAAGGGACAGCAAAUGUAUCCCGAUUCAGCAGAGAUGCGAUAGAUACCCUCAGUGUUCGGAUGGGGCCGACGAACAAGGAUGUCCUUGUAACGACUAUGAAUUCCGUUGUUCGAACGGACAAUGUGUAGACGAUCGUGUGCGUUGCAAUGGACGACCCGAUUGUAGUGAUUACUCAGACGAACAAAAUUGUCCGACCACCACUCAAGCACCAAUUACUUUGCCCCCAGUUACAGUGUCGCCGAAAUCGUGUCCUUUCCCCUACGUGUCCUGUUUCACCGAUGACCAAUGCAUAUUGAGAUCUCAGCUGUGUGACGGACGAGUCGACUGUCGCGAUAUGUCCGACGAGUCCAGUUGCGCUGCUGCUGCCGAUGGUCUUCAACUAAGAACUUAUCCAAACUCUCAGGAAAUCAAAGAAAAUCAGGAAGUAGUAUUCACGUGUCGUGAUGAAGGACCGGUUAGGGCUCCGGUUGAAUGGAAAAGAGCCAACGGUCUACCUCUACCGCCUGGAUCUACGGACAAUCAUGGACGUCUGGAAAUGCCCAACAUUAAACUUGAACAUGGGGGUACUUACGUUUGUGUAGCUAGAAACUAUCCACCUGGUACACCAGGCGCUGAAGUGUCUGUCCAAUUACACGUUGAUAAAUUCGAACCACCAUACUUUCCACAACAACCAGUCAGAUGUCUUGUUAACCAAUCGACAUGCGCGAACGGCGACUGUAUUCCAAGAAACAAAGUGUGCGACGGAGCUUACGACUGUACCGAUGGAUCAGAUGAAAAUAGAUGCAGUAAAAGCGGAAAAUGCGAACCAAAUCAAUUCAAAUGCGAAAACAGCAAUUGCAUCUCAGCCGUAUGGAAAUGUGAUGGACAAGACGACUGCGGAGACGGUUCCGACGAAAGAUUUUGCCAGUCGCGGAGACCAGGAGAAAAAUGCGGGCCACAGCAAUUCACUUGCAGAGAUGACCAGUGCAUACCCAAGUAUUUCCAUUGUGAUGGCUCUCCAGAUUGUCUAGAUAGAAGUGACGAAAUUGGUUGCAGGGCUCCUGAAAUUUUCGAACCACCACCAAGCAUGAUCACCCUGAACGUUGGACAAACAUUCACCAUCACUUGUAGAGCGGCCGGAAUUCCUACUCCUCAAAUUAUGUGGCGUUUGAAUUGGCAUCAUGUACCAAGCAAAUGUAGCUGGACCAGUGAAAAUGGUUUUGGUACAUUGACUUGCGAAAACAUCCAAGUAGAAGACCAAGGUGCUUACUCUUGCGAAGCUCUCUCUACAAUAAACACAGUUUUAGCAACUCCGGACACUAUUCUAAUAGUAGAACAACAAUCGGUCUGCAGUGCAGGAUACUUCAACGUCGAAGCUAGAACGCAGAGUGAGUGUAUCAAAUGUUUCUGUUUCGGUCACGCCACCAACUGCAAGUCGGCCGAUUUGUUCAUAUUCCAAUUCCAACCGCCAUUCGACUCUUUGAAACUUCUUGGCGCUCGCAUCGACCCUCGCACUGGAGUCGUUGACAUUCGCGAUGAACCCAUUUACAAGGGAGUCGAGCCUCAGCUUCAACAAAUCGGUCGCAACGGUGUUAGAGCUUCUAUACCCUACUUUGCUGAACUAAAUCAAGUCGAUGUGGUACCCUACUUCGCGUUACCUGAAAACUACCACGGCAACCAGCUAAAGAGUUACGGAGGAUAUUUGAGAUACAAUGUCCUCCAUGGCAAUACUGGAAGACCUAUCGUGGGACCCGAUGUAAUAAUGACUGGCAACAACUUAGUUCUUCUUCAUCAAUCACGCACAUCACCACAGCCUUACCGUCCUAACGAACAAAAAGUGCGAUUCUUUGACGGUGAUUGGAUCAUCAAAUCACACACUGAACGACCCGCUACCCGCGAGGAAAUAAUGAUGACCCUGGAAGAUGUCAGCCAGAUUCUCAUCAAGUUGGAAUACAACGAAGGAGUGCUAAACACUUCUCUUACAAACAUCGAGAUGGACUCUGCUGCUAUUCCUGAUAGUGGACUUGGUGCUGCCAACUAUGUCGAGGAGUGCUCCUGUCCUGUUGGGUACACUGGAACAUCUUGCGAAAAUUGUGCUGAAGGAUUUGCCCGCCACCAAUCAGGCCAAUGGCUAGGUCGAUGCUACAAAGAACCUCAAUCUUGUCCACCAGGACAAUUCUUUGAUGGAAGAGAAUGUCAAGUAUGUCCUUGUCCAUUCACCUCACCAAGUAACCAAUUUGGCAGAACUUGUCAUCUCAACACUGACGGUAACGUCGUCUGCGAUUGCCAGCCCGGCUACGUGGGUCUUCGUUGUGAAAGCUGCGCAGCUGGUUAUGUCGGAAAUCCUUUGCAACCUGGAGAUACUUGCAGGCCUGUUGUAAGUCAAUGCGAUCUUCAAGGGACGCUUAGACAAGAGCCUGAUGGCAGAUGCGUUUGUAAGGAAUACACUACCGGCUUUUCCUGUAACGAAUGUAAGCCGAACUCAUUCAACCUAAAUCCUAGAAAUCAAUUUGGAUGUAUUUCCUGCUUCUGCAUGGGAGUUACACAAGAAUGUACCAGUUCAAGUUGGUACAGAGAUACUAUACAAUCAGUAUUUACUAGCUCGAUUAACGAAUUCAGGCUUACCGACAUUCACAAAGAGAAUACAUUCACCGAAGGUAUCAGGCUUAAUCAAGACACACGUGAAAUUGCUUACAGUGCCUUUGGUCAGCCCGGAGCUUAUUAUUGGUCACUUCCGAACAAAUAUCUUGGCGACAAGAUUACUUCUUAUGGCGGGUACCUUACGUAUACAUUCAGAAACACUCCUGUGCCUGGUGGUGCCAGCUCGCGUAACAAUGCUGCCGAUGUAGAACUUGUUAGCGCCAAUCAUAUCAGUCUGCAAUAUUUCUCCUCAAACGUUACUCAAUCAACAAAUUCGGCUCAACAAUUCAGGGUGCCACUUUUGGAACAAUACUGGCAAAGAAAUGACGGUGAAAAAACCGACAGAGAACAUCUGCUUAUGGCUUUAGCUGACGUUAAAAAUAUAUAUAUUAAGGCAACUUACUUUACCAAUUCCCAGGAAGCAGCUUUGAUCUCAGUCUCUCUUGACAUUGCCACUGACCACAACACCGGCAGAGAACGAGCCUACGAAGUAGAACAAUGUCAUUGUCCGCCGGGUCAUACCGGAUUAUCCUGCGAAGACUGCAACUUUGGUUAUACAAGGUCUGACGAAGGUAUUUAUUUGGAAUUGUGUAAGCCUUGCGAAUGUAAUGGAUAUUCCAACGACUGCGAUCCAGAGACUGGAGUUUGCAGAAACUGCAGAGAAAACACAGCUGGAGAGCAAUGCGAACAAUGCCAGCCAGGGUACACCGGCGAUCCAGCUCGUGGACAACCUUGCAGACCAAUUGGACCUCCACCACCAUGCAACUGCGAUCCACGUGGCUCAGCUAGCAAUGGUUGCGUCAAUGGCGUAUGUCAGUGCAAGGCUAAUGUAGAAGGACCCAAUUGUGGCAGAUGCCGAAACGGUACCUUCGGUUUAAGCUCCGACAACAUCCAUGGCUGCGAAUUCUGCUUCUGUUCCGGCGUGUCUGCUGAAUGUAGCGAAAGUCAACUUUACGUCGAACAAAUCCCAGUUCAAAUCACAGAGAACCACAGCUUUAUUUUAACUGAUCAAUUCUUUGGAGAAACCAUCAAGACUGGCUUCAAAACUAAUCUGGCUUUGAAUGAAAUCGGUUAUACGUUCCCACCAAGCAGAAGAGAAAGACUGUACUGGUCUCUGCCGCCGCUAUUUACUGGAAACCAAAUUAAGUCUUACGGUGGGAAAUUGGAAUACAUGCAACGCUACAUUAACCUACCGCACGCACAAAACUUCUUAGAUAAAGACAUCAUCAUCACUGGCAACAAUGUGGUAAUUUAUUGGUCCAAUCCCAAUGAACUUAAACCCGAAAUAGUCAAUAGUGUUAGCGCUAGGCUUCAUCCAAGCGCAAACUGGUACAGACUUGAUCAGAACAGAGCACCAAAGUCUGCCUCCAGAGAAGAUAUUUUGACUGUUUUGGCUAAAAUCGAUUCCAUUCUAAUCAGGGCCAUACCUUCGACUGAUACUUCUAGUACUUUCCUUAGUGAUAUUUCUUUAGACACUGCCGUUGAUGUUUACACUGGCAAACCUUUCGCUAUUAAUGUAGAAACUUGCAGAUGUCCGCCAGGCUAUCGAGGAACCUCUUGCGAAGCUUGUACUUCUGGCUACUACAAAGACAUUUCCUACUCCGAUACCCACCCUCUAGGCUCCUGCAGACAAUGCCCAUGCAACAACCGGGAGGAAAGUUGCGGUUUUGACCAAACUUCACGUGGAGUUGUUUGCCUUUGUCGACCAGGUUUCUCUGGAAGAUAUUGCGAAUCAACUGAGAUCAUCACUACUACUCCAGGCUCAAACCACACCGAACCCAGUCCAGCACCACCGACAAUCGAAGUGAUUAUCAGUGGACACAAUAUUGAAAUUUAUGAAAUCGGUAGCAACGUUAGGCUAAACUGCUCAGCUGUUUCUAGAGUGCCUCAACAUACUUUAAGGGUCGACUGGUCCAAAGAUAACGACGUUUUACCUAACAACGCAAUCGACGAUGGAAGAGGCAUACUUUACAUUAGAGACAUAACAGUUUCUGAUUCUGGUAGAUACACUUGCAGAGCUGACGAUGGCUGGUCUGUGGUUACUGAAAGUAUCAAUAUCGUAGUUGGAGAAGGUUCAAGAAAUGAAGCUCCAGUCAUCGCCAUUUCCUCGCCAUACGUUCAAGCCAGCGAAGGUCAAUUAAUUGAAGUGAGAUGCUCAGCUACCGGAAAUCCUUUCCCCGAAUUUUACUUGUCGCGUCUUGAUAGACAACCCCUUAAUCCUUCUCACACCUUUGAACAUGGAGUCUUCAGAAUUUAUCAAGCAGCUGUAACCGAUGCCGGCCAGUAUCAAUGUACUGCCAUAAACCGUGCUGGACAAGACACGAGAAGUUUCGAAGUUCAAGUCACUGCUGGAUCUGUUUUGAGGGUCGAGAUUGAACCUAGUUUCUUUGAAGGAAAAUCAGGUGACCAAGUCCUCCUGAGAUGUAUUGCUAAUAGAGCACAAGACAUUCGUUGGUCGAAAGAAGGCGGCUCCAUACCCUAUGAAAGCAGAGAUGAAAACGGAGUGCUUAUCAUACCAAACGCUCAACCAUCUGAUUCUGGUACUUACAUUUGUACCGCUACAUCUUAUGACGGCACUAGAGGCACUCAGUACGCCACUGUUAACAUUAGAGGCGGGGCAGGAGCUCAUCCAACUGCUAAAGUUAUCCCAGAACAAUUGACCCUAAGGCAAACCGACACUGCUGAAGUUAAAUGCGAAGCCACCGGAACUCCAACUCCUACCGUCAAAUGGUCCAAAAUUAAUGGGGUUUUGGAGGGAAACGUGGAACAAAUCGGCAAUAGCUUACAUAUUAGAAACGCUCGCAUUGAAGAUAGGGGCAUUUACGUUUGCAUUGUGUCUAACGAGCUGGGAUUAGAACAAGGCGUUAGUCGUAUUGAAGUUACACGAUUUGAACCUCCGUUGUUACAAAUCUUACCAGAAGGAAGUUUAACAGUGACGCAAGGCAACAGCGUUCAGCUUCAGUGUAGGCCAACGAAAGGAUAUCCAGCCCCAACCAUUACAUGGAGCAGAGAAAAUGGUCGUCCAUUAAGUCCAAAUGUUGAAAUUUUAAAUGGAGGCAACCUAAGAAUUCUGGAUAUAAGCACCAGCGAAGCCGGCCAAUACGCAUGCACAGCAACAAAUGACGCAGGAACAGCUAAGGCUUCGGCUUUCAUCACUGUUCAAACACCACCAGUUCUGACUAUAAGUCCCGAGCAGGAAAUCAUCACUAGAAAGACAGACGAUUAUCUGAAAUUGGCUUGUUACGGCAACGGAGACCCGCAACCGUCGGUUAAUUGGGUAAAGGCCGUCUCACAAGACUAUCGAUCCAGUGUGAGAACAAUUCAAGUCGGACCUGCCUAUUUAGAGUUCACACGUUUGAAACUUGAAGAUGCUGGAGUUUACAUCUGCAUUGGUCAAAAUAGUGCUGGUAUAACCGAGAGGAGGGUUCAAAUUGAUAUCUUACCGGAACGUGGCGAUAAUCCCGGCGGUGAUCAAGGAAGCUCGCCAGGAAACGUUGAAGAAUUCGACGCUAUUGCUGGGGCAAGAGCCGAACUUAGAUGUCGUGUAACAACUAACGAAGAUACUCAUCACUACGUCGACUGGAUUCGUCCGAACAACGAGUCACUUCCAGAAGGCUCUUACAGCAGACAAGGAGUCCUUUACAUAGAUAACGUUCAGCCAUCUGCUGCAGGAGACUACGAAUGUGUCACUUAUCAGUUGCCCAACAGAAAUGUGUUAUUCAAAAUUAGAAGUAGACUACAUGUUCGUUCACCACCUCGCAUAUCUUUGGACCCAAGCAGACAAACCGUAGAACCGGGCCAGAACGCUAACAUCAACUGUAGAGCUACGGGAGAUGAACCAAUCGAAAUUCAUUGGUUGCCUGUUAACCGCACAAUGCCAGCUUCGGUAUACACAACUGACGGUUACAUCCGUUUCAACCAAAUCCAUCUCAACGAUGCCGGAAAAUACAGAUGCGUUGCCAGAAAUGAUGCCGGAGAAGCGGAUUCUGUUGCAGAAGUUGUCGUUGCAGCCCAACCUGAUUAUUACCAGCCCACAAUCCAAGCCGAGAACCAUCUAGUCCAAUCGGCUCCAGGCAACACAGUACAACUACGAUGCCGUCCCGGAACCAGCACUCAAGAAUUCGCUGUCAGGUGGACCAGAGACAAUGCACCGUUGCCAGAGAAUUCCAGAAUCGAAGGACCGAUUUUGCAAAUCUACGACUUGAGGAAGGACAACGAAGGACAGUACUAUUGCGAAAUUCCUACCCCUAGGGGUAUCGUUUCGGAUUACGUCGUACUUCAAGUAGUCGGUCCAGCUGUAAAGUCUCUUCCAUCUCCGAUGCCCGCCCUUCACAUCUACCCCGAAGAAACCGAGUACCCGGUGGGAUCCAAUAUCGAACUGAAAUGUCAAUCUAACGAGCCCGGAGUCAUUCCCGCUUGGUCAAAGAUCAGCGGCGGUUUGGCCGAUAACGUUCAAAACAGAGCUGGCACAUUGACCAUCUACAAUGCCAGAACUGACAACGCCGGAGCUUAUAGGUGCGAAGCUACUGGACAAAGAGGCAAUUAUUACAAGGAUUAUAAUUUGAAUAUUAAAGCCUCCGAUGACCCACUCAGAGACGAAAUCCCACUGCAAGUCCAAAGGGCAAAGAGAAGGGCGUCAGUGAUGUUGGAAUGCAAAACAGAUUUAGAAGAACCAGUGACCUACUUCUGGAGUAAACAAGGUGGCAGCUUACCUUAUUACGUUGACGAAUAUAGCAAAACUAUUCAACUAAACUCAGUAGGAGCAAUCGACGCCGGCACCUACAUCUGCUCAGCAACUAGUCAAAGACGUACGCUAGACAUUCCAAUCGUCCUCGUAGUAACCGGAAUCAUUCCUUACUUCACUCAGGCACCAAACAGCUACAUUACACUGCCAACCUUACCUGAUGCCUACUUGCAAUUCAGCUUUGAAAUUUCCUUCAAACCUGAAAGCGAUUACGGUCUUAUUUUGUACAAUGGUCAUAGAGAAGUGGAAAGAGAUGGAGAUUUUAUUUCAUUGGCUCUCAAUAAUGGCAUUCCAGAAUUUAAAUUUAAUUUGGGUCCUGGCACACCCACAACUACUGUUAGGGCUAAUGAAACUGUAACUGACAGAGAAUGGCACACAAUUAAGAUUGUACGGAAUAAAAAGAGAGUGAUAAUGUUUGUAGACGGAAAGGGGCCAUUCAUUGGAGAAAACGAAGGCAAAUACUUUGGCUUGGAUUUGAGUGAACCACUAUACUUGGGUGGUGUUCCAAAUUACAAUAAUAUUUCACCUGAAAUUGGUAUUAGUAGAGGUCUUGUAGGUUGCAUUAGCAAAUUUAAGAUUGGAUACUCUUAUCAAGACAUUUUGCAUGAUGGUUUAGACUCUGUUGGAAUCACCAACUGCGAAACUUGUACGGAAAAUAAAUGCCAAAAUCAAGGUACUUGUCAGGAAGCCUUGACAACUGAAGGAUACACUUGCAUUUGCCCUGCCAAGUUCAGCGGUCCCACUUGUAAUAAGAAAAAAGGACAGGCUUGCUCACCAUAUUCUUGUGGUGUUGGUAAAUGUAUCGAUACAGAAUACAGCUACAAAUGCCAAUGCCCUCUAGGCCGUAGUGGUAGGAAUUGCGAAAAAACCGUUCAAAUCUACGAACCAGCUUUCAGAGACAACGCGUUCAUCGCCUACCCUCCACCAAGACCACUGAAAAGAACCAAAAUUGAAAUGAGAAUUAAACCUAGAGAUGUCAACGAUGGAAUUUUGUUAUAUUCCGCUGAAACCAACGAAGGUCAUGGAGAUUUUAUCAGUUUAGCUAUCAAAGAUCGUCAUUUGGAAUUCAGAUUCGAUAACGGAAAAGGCCCGUUCGUCAUCAGAAGCGACCAAGAAAUCCAACCGAACCAAUGGUCGGCGAUCCUUGCCAUCAGAUCCGCUCAAGAUGGUAGAAUAAUAAUCAACGGACAUCCUUCGGCUCCGACGCGUUUCGCCACCCUCUUCAAAACUCUCACGCUUUUGACGCCACUUUAUGUUGGUGGUUACGAUGAGCACAGCAUUAAACUGAACCAAGGGGUCAAAGUUGAAAAAGGAUUCAGUGGAUGUAUUGUAGAUAUUAAUAUUUCUGGAUUGGACGAUGCUACCAUGAAAAAUACCACUGAUUCGUCAAAUGUUGAAGAUUGUGCUAGUGAAGAUGACAUCGACAAUAACGUUUCCAGCGGAACCGGCUACCUCGAUUCUGCAUACAAACCCGUUUCAUACGACAACAAAAAGACUGGCUGCUCAGACAAUCCAUGCAAAAAUAACGCCCCCUGCAUUCCUUUAUCUCCGGUCGAUUAUAGAUGUUCCUGUUCGGCAGCUUUUACCGGAAAAGACUGCGAAACUCCUAUAGAUUUGUGCAAAGACAAACCAUGCCAAAACGAGGGUAUUUGCAGAUUCAAUCAUACCGGGUUUGCUUGCGACUGUCCUCUUGGAUUUGGUGGCAGUAGAUGUGAACAACGAGUGGAACUAAGAAACGAUGCUCACUUUAACGGAAAUAGUUGGUUGGAAUUCAGCAAAUCGCUCCUACCGCACAGGUACGAAAACGAAGCAGAAAUUAUCGCUCUCGAAUUGUCAACAAACAAAUCCGAUGGUCUACUUUUCUGGCACGGACAAAGUCCAGUUGAAGAUGGGCAAGGGCAAGAUUACAUUUCACUAGCACUUUCCAAUGGUUACUUGGAAUUCAGCUACGAUUUGGGUAGUGGGCCAGCGAUUAUCAGAAAUACUCAUAUCAAAGUUAACGACGGCGAUCGUCAUAGUGUAAUAUUGAAGCGGCAAGGAAGAUCUGGCUCUAUUGACAUCGAUCACACUUAUAUAGAGGAAGGGACUUCCGAAGGUAGUGCGACAAGUAUGAGUUGCAACGGUAAUAUCUUCCUGGGUGGUACACCCAACAUAAGUAAAAUGACAGGCAGCAGGUUUACUACAGGUUUUAGCGGUUGCAUACACGGAUUCGAGCUUCAACAAUCGAAAACGUUGGAUCUCGGACUCAAAGCCGUCAACGGACUCAAUGUUAAACCUUGCUCUAGUUUUAUUGACAUCGACAACAACAUCUGGAACGAAGAUAUGAUAAAUUAA